AUGGCAUUCGAUCUCCUCGAGCGCCGCAAAGAGAAAUUUGUCCUCUGGAUACCUGCUGGACCAACUUCAAACCCCCCUUCACUGGUGCUUGGCAUUUUUGAUCUCGGUCCUCCUGCUACUAUCGAUGAAUUUUUCACCGGGCAGCUGAGCAGGUCAGACCAACAGGAUCUCUGGGAACUCGACCUAAGUAGCAUAAACCCACCAUUAAGGAAUGGCUCUGUCUAUCACUACUGGUUCGAGAUACAAGAUUCAUCACCAAAGGGUCUGGGUACCUUCCGAGUAACCGAUCCAAUUGCAUAUACGGUCGACUACAGAGCCACGGGAACUCACGAGCACAUCCGGCCAGCUUCUGCAAUCAAGUUCCGCGAGCACGUCCAGCCAGCUUCUGUAAUCAAGUUCCGCGAUGGCAAGCUAUGGCCCUGCGACAUUGAUGGAAAUGAGCCAAGCCAGGUAGCACCCCCACCACAAGAUGCUAUACCGGACAACAAUCACAUGGUGAUCUACGAGCUCCCAGCUUCGUGGGCGAAAUAUAAACAGGUUGGGGAUACGCAGGUUGAUGUUGGCACCUUCACAGAUGUGCUUGCUCUAUUUGACUUGGAGACUCCUGGUGAUCGUUUCAGGGAUAUUUUGCCUGUUGCCAAUAAAGCUAUUGUAGCUGACCUGGGCAUUAAUGCACUGGAGCUACUCCCUCCUGCAGAUGCGAAACCAAUGGGUGAAUGGGGAUAUGCUACAGCUCACUACUACGCUCCCGACUUCGAUCUUGGAACUUCAUCGGAAUUAGUAAAGUUGGUGGAGAAUAUUCACUCCAAGGGCAUCCGAUUCUUUACAGAUGUUGUGAUGGCUUUUGGGCACGAUCCAUAUAUCUACAUAGCUUUCAUGCAGUUUCAUCUUGUCCCGAAGGAUGAAAAAGACAACCCGGAUAGCUACCAAUAUCACUCCGAUGAGCUGCGAAAGGAUUGGGGUGGACAACUGUGGCGCUACAUCCAAGACACCAAUACUUAUGAUCCAAAAUCAGGCAGACGCAGAAAUGUCCAUCCGUCCUGGGCCUUCCAUCACGGACAUCUUCACCGAUGGAUGUCGGACUUCGGUAUCGGCGGUCUCAGGCUUGACAGUGUAAACAACAUCGCUAAUUCUGAUUUCAUCAAAUCCUAUACAGAUGAGGCAUGGUCUCUCUAUAGGUCAAGAUAUGAGACACCUUCCCCCUCUAAAUUCCUUAUCAUCGGCGAAGAACUUAGUGUUCCUGUCGACUUGGUCACUAGCAACACCCUCAAUGCGCUCUGGAACGAGCCGUUCCAAGGCCGUCUUCGCGCAGCCAUCCUAGGAGAACAAAAAGAUGGUGAUAAUUUCGAAUGGACGGUCCGUAAAAUGAUCAACUGCACGCUCGACAAUUCUCACCCUUUCACGGACGGGGCACAAGCAAUAAAUUACAUCACCUCCCAUGACACUGAAGGAUUCAGGAAAGAGCGCCUUUUCAACUUUCUUUCUGCUAAUCACAUCAGUGACAUUGAGCGACGAAGUAAACUCGCAUUUACGUGUCUCUUGACGGCCGUCGGGAUUCCGAUGAUUUUUGCGGGCGAAGAAUUUUGUGAUCAGAUGGAUAGUCCAGUAGGGGAGAAACAAGUUGACCCUGUGAAUUAUGAGCGAAAGGCACAGGACUGGAGGGCCAGGGUCUUCGAUUACGUUGCGAGACUUAUCAGGUUGAGAAAGGAAUGCCCGGCUCUAGGGGUUGAUGAUACAGAGUUCAUUCAUGUGGAUGAGAGCCGUGAGGGCAAGAUCAUGGCGUGGAAGAGGGGAGCACAGGGCCAGGCGCCGGUGGUUGUGGUGGCUAAUUUUACUGAUCAGGAUACACCUGGUAAUGAGUAUUUCAUAGAGAACUGGCCCGAGCGGGAGAGGGAAGACUGGAGAGAGGUUACUCAGGGGAGGUACGUGCCGAGGGAGUGGGUAGGGCGGGAACCAUUGCUGCACUGGGAAGCUAAGGUCUAUACAUAUUAG
Molecule: messenger RNA, 1992 nt
Organism: Aspergillus pseudoviridinutans
Lineage: Eukaryota; Fungi; Ascomycota; Eurotiomycetes; Eurotiales; Aspergillaceae
Exons: 1
Coding region: 1-1992 (663 amino acids)
Biological process (GO): oligosaccharide catabolic process
Molecular function (GO): alpha-amylase activity
Source: RefSeq, a predicted model, not a curated record